Molecule: messenger RNA, 1413 nt
Organism: Trifolium pratense (red clover)
Lineage: Eukaryota; Viridiplantae; Streptophyta; Magnoliopsida; Fabales; Fabaceae
Product: protein FAR1-RELATED SEQUENCE 9-like
Exons: 2
Coding region: 1-1413 (470 amino acids)
Biological process (GO): regulation of DNA-templated transcription
Molecular function (GO): zinc ion binding
Source: RefSeq, a predicted model, not a curated record
AUGUUCUCAAAUUUUUCAAAGGAUGAUUUUGAAGAGUAUUGGUCAGAGAUGAUUAAAGAAAAUGGAGUUGAAGGACAUCCUUGGGUUAUCAAAACCUACGAGAACAAGUUACUAUGGGCAACUGCAUACCUGCGGGAUAAGUUUUUUGGACGUAUAAGAACUACGUCUCAAUGUGAAGCAAUCAAUGCAAUAAUAAAGAGUUAUGUCAGAAAGAAAGGAUGCAUCUUUGAAUUUAUGCAAAAUUUUGAGCAGGCUCUAAGAGGCUACAGAAACAAUGAACUUGUUGAAGAUUUUAAGUCAAAGUUUUCAGAACCUGUGUUGACAACUCAACUACGUUUGAUUGAGAGCAAUGCCGCUAAAAUCUAUACAGCGGAGAUUUUCAAAGAAGUGAAAGAAGAAAUUAUGAAGGCCGGUGAAUUGAUUGUUAAGCAUAAAAAGGAAAUUGGAGAUACUAAGUUUUAUACUUUGACUAAAUAUUGUCGGGAUGUGUAUGAAAGAACAGUUGUUUACGAUGGUGAUACAUUCCAAUGUUCGUGCCGGUUGUUUGAUUCUCGUGGACUUCCUUGUUCUCAUAUUUUUCACGUGAUGAAGGAAGAACAUGUUGAUCACAUUCCUAGCACUUUGGUAUUGUCGCGAUGGACCAAGGAUGCUAAAAUUGAUUAUUUGAACAUGGUGGAUGUUAAUGAUCCAGUUGAUUCCGAUGUGAUUGAGCUUGCCCGUUUUGGUGCAUAUUGUUCUGUUCUGACAUCAUUUUGCAAAGAAGCUUCUAAAAAGAAUGGUGUGUAUGGUGACAUUAUGGAUGACCUCAUGAAUUUAAAAAAAAAAUAUUGCAGUGUUGAGGAUCCUAUUGGAACACAAAAGUCAGUUGUUGGUGAUCCUAUCCCGGUUCAGAGUAAAGGUGCUCCAAAGAAAAAAAAGAAUGACGCAAAAGCUCUCAGGCAUUGUACUCAUUGCAAGAGUACAACUCAUAAUGCGAGGACUUGUUCGAAAAAGAAGAAAUGUGCAGAGCAACCGAAAGACCUUUGCGAAAGUAGUGUGGCACCAAAAAAGAAGAAAUGUUCAGAGCUACCGAAAGAUCGUUGUGAAAGUAUUGUGCAAAAGAAAAAUAAAUGUUCGGUGCAACUGAAAGAGCGUGGCGCUAAUGUGUCAACACCAACACAUAUUGAUGUUACUAGUGCGACCGGGCAAUUCACUCCGAUUUAUGGAUUUCAACAUAUGAUUCCUAUGUUACAACCGGUUAUGCAACAGAUGCACGUACCAUCUGGACAACAUGUUCCACCUGCACAACAUGUAACUUCUGUACCACAUGUACCACCUAUAUACCAAAUGUAUGGAAUGAAUGUUGGUGCAAAUUCAACUUCGUGUUAUGGUCUGUUACAACAGGUGAUGAAAUCUGCUGAUGGACAACAAUGA